GGAAUGCUUAUUUUCUGCUCGCCAAUCGAAUUUUCCUUAGUUUAAACCCUAUUUUCUUCAUCUUCUAGGGUUUCGAAAAGGGGGAGAGUGAAAGAUAUACAUACACACGAAAGGGUUAAAGAUGUCUCUUCCGCUACUGGAGUGUAAGUACGUGACGGAGGAGUUUGUUCGUGAAGGUAAGAAUGGCAACUAUGGAACCAAGCUGCCCAGCUCUGUACCGAUGCUUCGUUUCCUCUACGAGCUCUCUUGGAUUUUGGUUCGUGGCGAAUUGCCAAUUCAGAGCUGUAAGGCAGUGUUGGACGGUGUGGAGUUUUUGGAUAAACCAUCCAAGGAUGAAUUAGCUUCUUGUUUUUCGGAUGUUGUGACUCAGAUAGCUCAAGACCUUACCAUGUCCGGAGAUCAACGUUCUCGCCUAACCAAAUUGGCGAAAUGGCUUGUGGAAUCACAGACAGUCCCUCUAAGGCUUUUCCAAGAGCGUUGCGAGGAGGAGUUUCUCUGGGAAGCUGAUAUGGUUAAAAUAAAGGCCCAAGAUUUGAAGGGGAAAGAGGUGCGAUUAAACACUCGCCUUCUGUACCAGCAGACAAAGUUCAACUUACUCCGUGAAGAAAGCGAGGGAUAUGCCAAAUUGGUCACUCUUUUGUGCCGAGGAUCUGCAAGUUCUUCGCACAAUGCAUCAGCAGCAACGAUGGGAAUUAUCAAGUCAUUAAUUGGGCAUUUUGACCUGGAUCCAAACCGUGUUUUCGACAUAGUUUUGGAUUGCUUUGAACUCGAACAAGAUUACGACACAUUUCUCAAUCUAAUUCCUAUCUUUCCUAAGUCUCAUGCUUCACAAAUUCUUGGAUUUAAAUUCCAAUACUAUCAGAGAUUAGAGGUGAAUAGCCCUGUUCCAGUUGGGCUCUAUAAGCUUACAGCCUUGCUAGUAAAGGAAGAGUUUAUCAAUCUUGAAAGCAUAUAUGCACAUCUGCUACCUAAGGACGACGAAGUUUUUGAAGAUUAUAAUGUUUCUUCUGCAAAGCGAUUUGAAGAGGCCAAUAAAAUUGGAAAAAUUAAUCUCGCUGCUACUGGGAAGGAUCUUAUGGAGGAUGAGAAGCAAGGAGAUGUCACAGUAGAUCUCUUUGCUGCUUUAGACAUGGAAAGUGAGGCUGUUACUGAGCGAUUACCAGAGCUUGAAAAUAAUCAGACUCUGGGCCUUCUUAAUGGUUUCCUCUCUGUGGACGAUUGGUAUCAUGCCAAUAUCUUGUUCGAGCGUCUUGCACCUCUUAAUCCAGUGGCACACGAUCAGAUUUGUAGUGGCUUGUUUAGGCUUAUAGAGAAGUCAAUUACUCAUUCUUAUCGCAUUGCUCGUCAGACACGUGUUCAAAAUUCUUCUUCUGCGGGCACAGAUAAGAUCACACACACUGCUAAUAGGACUUAUCUAGAUCUUCCGAAAGAAGUGUUUCAAAUGCUUGUUACUGUUGGACCCUACCUGUACCGCAAUACACAAUUGUUGCAGAAGAUUUGUAGAGUAUUAAGGGCUUACUAUUUGUCGGCCUUAGAUCUUGUUCGCGAUGGGUCAAAUCAAGAAGGUAGUGCAUAUGAAGUUUCUCGUGUGCACCUGAAGGAAGUUAGGUUGAGAGUGGAAGAAGCUCUAGGAACAUGCCUUCUGCCUUCAUUACAGUUAGUACCUGCAAAUCCAGCAGUUGGACAUGAGAUUUGGGAAGUGAUGAGUCUCCUUCCAUAUGAGGCUCGUUAUCGCUUAUAUGGUGAGUGGGAAAAGGACGAUGAGCGGAAUCCUUUGUUGUUGGCAGCAAGGCAAGUGGCAAAGUUGGAUACUAGAAGAAUUCUGAAACGGCUUGCAAAAGAAAAUUUGAAGCAGUUAGGAAGGAUGGUGGCGAAACUAGCUCAUGCCAAUCCCAUGACGGUGCUUCGGACAAUUGUAAAUCAGAUUGAAGCAUACAGAGAUAUGAUUGCUCCUGUUGUGGAUGCCUUCAAGUACUUGACACAGCUUGAGUAUGAUAUCCUGGAAUAUGUCGUGAUUGAGAGACUGGCACAAAGCGGACGAGAUAAACUUAAAGACGACGGGAUUAAUUUAUCAGACUGGCUUCAAUCUUUGGCAUCAUUUUGGGGUCAUCUGUGUAAGAAGUAUCCAUCAAUGGAGUUAAGGGGUCUUUUCCAGUAUCUCGUGAACCAGUUAAAGAGGGGCCAAGGGAUCGAGCUUGUUCUUCUCCAGGAACUGGUCCAGCAGAUGGCAAAUGUACAAUACACUGAGAACCUUACCGAAGAUCAGUUGGAUGCCAUGGCAGGAAGUGAGACUUUACGUUAUCACGCAACAUCCUUUGGCAUGACGCGAAACAACAAGGCACUUAUCAAAUCAUCAAACCGUCUGCGAGAUUCGUUACUUCCAAAUGAUGAACCAAAGUUAGCUAUCCCCCUUUUGUUACUUAUCGCCCAGCAUCGUUCUCUAGUUGUGGUGAAUGCGGAUGCACCAUAUAUUAAGAUGGUCACUGAACAGUUCGACAGAUGUCAUGGAAUUCUUCUCCAAUACGUAGACUUCCUUUCUAGUGCUGUCAGUCCGGCUACUGCUUAUGCUCGGCUGGUACCUUCGCUUGAUGAGCUUGUUCACACAUACCAUCUCGAACCAGAGGUCGCUUUUUUGGUAUUUCGCCCUGUGAUGAGGCUCUUCAAGUGUCGACGGAAUGGUGAUGUUUCAUGGCCUUUGGAUAGUGGGGAAUCUAUGGAUGCGGAUUCUGAAAUAUCAGAGUCUGAGAGUUCCAUGAUUCUCGAUGUCGGUGCAUCUGAAAAAGCUGUAAAGUGGUCUGAUGUUCUUGAUACAGUAAGGACAAUGCUGCCCUCAAAAGCUUGGAAUAGUCUAUCGCCAGACCUCUACGCUACUUUUUGGGGGCUUACACUUUAUGAUCUCCAUGUUCCCAGAAAUCGUUAUGAGUCUGAGAUAUCUAAACAGCAUGCUGCUCUUAAGACACUUGAAGAGGUUGCUGAUAAUUCUAGUUCAGCAAUUACCAAGAGGAAAAAAGAGAAGGAAAGGAUUCAAGAGUCUCUUGAUCGUCUAACCGGUGAACUGAAAAAGCAUGAAGAACAUGUGGCUUCUGUCCGUAGAAGGCUUUCACGUGAAAAAGAUACAUGGUUGAGCUCCUGUCCUGAUACUUUGAAGAUUAAUAUGGAGUUCCUGCAACGUUGUAUAUUCCCUCGUUGCACAUUUAGCAUGGCAGAUUCUGUGUACUGCGCGAUGUUUGUACAUAUGCUUCACUCUCUUGGAACACCCUUUUUCAACACUGUCAACCACAUUGAUGUACUGAUUUGUAAAACGCUGCAACCAAUGAUCUGCUGCUGCACUGAAUAUGAAGUUGGAAGACUUGGGAGGUUUUUGUUUGAGACCUUAAAGAUUGCAUACCACUGGAAGAGCAAAGAAUCAGUCUAUGAACAUGAGUGCGGAAACAUGCCAGGGUUUGCUGUUUAUUAUAGAUACCCUAACAGCCAGCGUGUCACAUUUGGACAAUUUGUGAAGGUACAUUGGAAAUGGAGUGGAAGAAUCACACGGCUUUUGAUCCAGUGUCUGGAGUCUAAUGAGUAUAUGGAGAUUCGUAAUGCCCUAAUUAUGUUAACAAAAAUAUCUGGUGUUUUCCCAGUUACUCGGAAAACUGGGAUAAACCUUGAGAAACGGGCAACCAAGAUUAAAAAUGAUGAGCGAGAGGACCUUAAGGUUCUAGCAACUGGUGUUGCCGCUGCUCUGUCUGCAAGAAAACCACAUUGGGUUACAGACGAAGAAUUUAGCAUGGGCUUCCUUGAACUAAAGGCUCCGCCAGUACAUACUCCAAAACAUGCCUCUUCCCAUGCUUCUUCCCAGAAUGGCUUGUUAGUUGGUGUCUCCCAAGGUGAACCAACUGGGGAAAGAGCUACUAAUAACCAGCAGCCUGAGUCUGGUGGAUUGGGCAAGGACCAGAUGUUGAAAACUAAACCUCUAGAUGGAAGAACGGAAAGUAUACCUUCAAAAUCUGAUCAAGGACAUCUAAAAUCAAAGGGUGGCAAUCCAUUGGAUGCCCAACCCACCAUGUCUAGGAAGUCAAUGGAACAAAAGGAAACAGAUGAAACACCCCGAAUACUUGAUGAGAAUCCUGUCAAAGCUCCUUCUAAGUAUUCUGAAGCCGAGUUGAAACCUUCCUCUAAACGAAGUGCAUCGGUGAACAAAUCUACAAAGCAAGAUUUUGGAAAAGAUGAUGGAAAGUCCGGUAAAGCUGUUGGAAGAACAUCCACAGCUGACAAAGAUCUUAAUUAUCUGGAGACCAGGCAAUCAGGUUUGACCAAAGCUCUUUCCAGCACAGCAGCCAAUGGUAACAUAGCUACUGGGUCGUCCAAAGUAAAAGAUGAUGGUGCUGAAGCUUUGGAUGCACAAAAGCAAUCUUCUCGGACUGUUCAUUCCCCUAGGCAUGAAAUUGUCACUUCUGUGAGAUCGAGUGAUAGGUUACAAAAACGAACUAAUGCUGUUGAGGAUAGUGAAAGAAUAAGUAAACGUCGUAAAGGAGAUGCUGAGCACAAAGAGCAUGACAGUGAGCCUCGAUCGAGUGACCGAGAUAGAUCAGCAGAGGCUCGAUUGGAUUUAAACAAAACAGUUACUGAUGACCAAAGCACCCAUAGGGAUCAAGAUAGAUCAAAGGAUAAGGGUUAUGAAAGACAGGAUAGAGAGCACAGAGAAAGAGUUGAUCGUUCUGAGAAACCUCGUGGAGAUGAUGUUGAGAAAGCACGAGACAAAUCCUUGGAACGUCAUGGUAGAGAGCGCUCAGUUGAGAAGGGUCUAGAUAAAGGAACAACUAGGAGUUAUGAAAGAAACAAAGAUGAUAGAAGCAAACUGCGUCAUAGUGAGGCAUCACUUGAGAAAUCUCAUCCUGAUGAUCAUUUUCAUUCUCAAGGUUUACCCCCACCUCCACCUUUACCUCCUAACAUCGUUCCACAUUCUAUGGCCGCGAAAGAAGAUCUCGAAAGAAGGGCUGGAGGUGCAAGGCAUUCUCAGAGGCUUUCCCCGAGGCAUGAUGAUAGAGAGAGACGACGCUCUGAAGAGAAUUUAUCAGUUUCUGUGGAUGAUGCAAAACGUAGAAGAGAUGACGAUAUUCGGGACCGAAAGCGAGAUGACCGAGAAACAAUCACUGUGAAGGGAGAAGAAAGAGAAAGGGAAAGAGAGAGAGAAAGAGAAAGAGAAAGAGAAAAAAGCCUCCCUUUGAAAGAUGAUUUUGAAGCCUCCAAGAGAAGGAAGCUUAAGAGGGAGCAACAGGUCCCAUCUGCAGAGCCAGGAGAAUACUCUCCUAUGCCACUUCAAUCGUCUUUAUCGACUGGUAUGGGACCAUCAUCGUACGAAGGCAGAGAGCGGAAGAGCAGUAGUAUGAUUCAACACGGAGGCUAUCUUGAAGAGCCAAGCAUCAGACUUCUUGGAAAAGAAGCUUCCAGCAAGAUGGUUCGUCGUGAUCCUGACCCAAUGUAUGACCGUGAAUGGGAAGACGACAAGAGGCAGAGAGCAGAGCGGAAGCGGAGAGAUCGGAAGUAGAGAGUGAUGAUUCGCAGAUCCUUUGGUUUGUUCAAUGAAGAGAGAGACAAAAUGCCUGGUAUUGUUGUACACAUACUAUUCAAAUGACCAUGCGGGUCUAAUUUGUCAUUUCCCUCCGCUGAGUUUGAUAAAUGACUUGCAAGACU
Molecule: messenger RNA, 5676 nt
Organism: Arabidopsis arenosa
Lineage: Eukaryota; Viridiplantae; Streptophyta; Magnoliopsida; Brassicales; Brassicaceae
Source: the annotation of a GenBank genome assembly